Molecule: messenger RNA, 1746 nt
Organism: Cyclocybe aegerita
Lineage: Eukaryota; Fungi; Basidiomycota; Agaricomycetes; Agaricales; Hemipholiotaceae
Source: the annotation of a GenBank genome assembly
AUGUCUACACCGCCUGCUCCAUCCCACGCGGAUGUCAAUCAUGCCCAUACAAAUUCAACGCCUGCACAGACCACCGCUGUUGUUCAAGUUCGCCCACAAAAGAAAGCCGUCAACACUGCUGCUGCUAUGCUCCCGAAGUCCACCAGUCAACCUGCUCAGCAGAAGAAGGUUCCUCGGCGCUCCAGCAAGCCUUUCAUUAAUUGGUUCCAGCGCAAGUUGGCUGGGACCGUUCGAGGAAAGCGAACGGAGAAUGUCCCCCUCAAUAUUGCAGAACUUGGCAUGGGCCGCACCGCUUCGACUUCGAGUCGGCCAAUGGGUCGCAUAACCUCGUCGCCACUUCCUGCUCCAGCCUCUCACCACCACCUCAAGCACCCUUCGAAGGCAGAUGCAUCGUCCUUGGCACGCAGAAAGACUCGGUCAAUAUCCCUAAACGGAGACGAGGAAUUGCGGGACCUCAGCCAAUCCUGUAACGGAGAGGUUGAUUCUCUGGACCAGUCGUCAAUAAACCGAGAGUCUAUCUGGUCUCCUGCCAGUGCUUUGGAAGCAGACGACGAUGCGUCCGUUCGACCUAUACCGCCUAGUGCACCACCCUCACCCUCACCGUCCCGCUCUUCAUCCUCCUAUCUUUCAGACCCUCGCACAUUCAGGAGCAUGGCAGCCAGUACCAAACCUACGACGCUUCUCAGCAUCGACCUCAAUGGCAACGGGAUGGCUCACAUCGCGCAGGCUCCUCCAGCACAAGUUCAUCGUUUCGCACCCCAUGUCCGGCAAUCGUCCUCAUUGAGUAGUGCCGGUUUGCUGAAUAGUGGCGCUUCUAUUACAUUUUCUGCCCUACCGUCUGCCCAGCCCUCGUCUCGACCAGCAUCCCUUCGAAAUCCCGGAAGCCUAGCUUCGUUCACUGCGUCCGCACAACAGACGUCAGCACAACACGCUCUGUCUCCUGUGCAGGCACCUUUGCAUACCAAUCAUCAUCCAAGGAACAACCCACGUCCUUCAUCCCCUCCUCUCGACAAUGCGUCAGUUUUGACAUUGGCGUCUUCGGCUUUCGGGGUCCCAAAUCGUGUCGGCCCUCAGAACUAUCCACCAUCCGCAGUUGGGGACUCCGCGUCCCAUUAUGGAGGCAGCAUCAUGUUCCCUGACGGAGAGAGUACAAGCCAUUAUGUCCUUGGAGAUGAUGUGGAGGAACGUGAUUUUGAUGCCAGUGUGCGAGCGUUGAGGCCUAGGAGUUCCAGGAGAGGAAGCUGGGAAAGCGAAGCCAGCAGAUGGAGUGCAAGAAUCCAGGGCACACCCUCGCUUGCUAGGGACCGAAGCCUGUGGACAUCCAACAGCAUCAGGACGGGGACUGGGGGUAUCAGCACCGAGAAUGGAGAAGCCUACGAAACGGCUGAUGACGAAACUCCCGAUACUGCAACGGGUGAUCUGGACGAUCUGGACAAGGACGACUCGCUUGUUGAAUCUCCUCUUGAAGCAACAAAAAGCGCUCCUGCUGAUCCGUUGCCCGUCAUAAACGAGCCCGCUGUUGAAUCUAUGAUCACGCCGGCUGAUACACCCGUCGCUGCUACACACCCCGCUGAUAUCAAGGUUCCUGUCCCUAACCACACCCUCCAUCGGACGUCUACUGAAACCAUUAGCCAUCCUACCGUCAGCCCGAAUUCCGCGACAAAUUCUCGUUCGGAGAAGACCGAUACUGCACCCCUCGUCGAAGGUUCCACUGAAAAAUCCGUCCUGGCGACUGGCACUGCCUAA